UUUCAUUUUCCAUGCGAGUACCAGUUUAUUGGAAGAUGGCUGCCCCUAGUGGAAAGGGGUUUCCAGAUUUUCAGCGAUUAAAAAUCCUCGCUAAAGAUGAUCUUACAAGCCUACUGGAUGAAAUGCCUGGGAAAAAGGACUUAGUUAUUGAUGCAGACUUAAUGAAACCACUAGAUAGGAUUGCUAGUAUAUCUCUUCUCAAGCAAAGAGGAGUAGAAAAAAUCUACAAAUUUGACAGUACAUUGAAGUCUAUGAGUGGCUGUGAACAGAGGCUUUAUCUGGUCCGACCCAGGAUGACCACAAUGAAGGCCAUUGCUGACCACAUCAACUCUGAUCUAAAUAUCAACUUCAAACGAAAAUAUAAUAUCAUAUUUGUUCCAAGAAAAUUACACACCUGCCUGUCCGUUCUGGAGUAUGAAGGGGUAAUUGGUCAUGUGACUUUGAGUGAAUUUCGAUUAGACUUUAUACCUCUGGACAAAGAUAUCCUAUCUCUAGAACUACCAGAAUUCUUUAAGACAUUUUAUCUUGAAAAUGAUCAGACUUGGAUUCAUACUGUGGCCAAAUCUCUUGUCCGGAUACAAGCUCUUACUGGUGAAAUCGGCCAUGUACAUUGUAUAGGUAAAGGGGCUAAGAUGACAAAUGAUUUGAUGAACUUUUUAAUGAAUAGAAACUCAUCUGACCAGGAUUUCAGUAGACAUGAAAUAGGCACUCUUAUCCUGAUAGACAGAGAUGUGGAUUAUGUAACUCCAUUGUGUUCACAACUUACUUACGAGGGCCUCCUGGAUGAAACAUUUGGCAUCAAGUGCGGAACCAUUGAAUUUGGACCAGAAGUUACUGGGAAACAACAGAGUGCCAAGUUACUACUCAAUUCAGAUGACGUAAUAUUUGAAGAUGUCAGAAAUCGCCAUUUUUCCCAUGUCCUAGGAUAUUUAAGUUCAAAGGCCAAGUUACUCCAGCAGGAUUUUGAUAAAAGGCAUGGACUUAAGUCUGUUGGAGACAUGAAGGACUUUGUUGCAAAUGAACUUAGAAGGCUCAAAGAACAAAAAUCUGUGCUUGCCAAUCACAUUGGAGCUUGUGAGCAGAUUCUGGGGAAGAAAACUAAAGGUGGAUUUGAGGAUUAUCUACAGACAGAACACAGCCUACUGGAGAGUUCCAGUGUGAGAGACAAUGUUACGUACAUUGAAGAACUCAUCUUUAAACAGGAUAACAUGUUGAAGACAUUGAAGCUCAUGUGUCUUUUGUCCCUAACUCAGAAUGGAAUACCUUCCUCUACAUAUAAAUCACUCAAGACCCAAUAUCUACAGAGUCAUGGUUUUGAGCAGCUGAUCACAUUUUCCAACUUGAAGUCCCUGGGUAUUCUGACAGAACAGGAAACAGGAAGUCAGGCCGCCACACCUCUGAACAAGGUCACGUCUGGUAUGGCAGCCAUGACAAGAAGGAGCACAUUCCAAAGUCUCUGUAAAAAACUUUCAUUGAUUCCCAAGUCAGAUGACAUUGACCUGAAAAACCCUACAGACAUGUCGUAUGUGUUUAGUGGUGCCUACACACCUUUAUCCUGCAAACUAGUGGAACAGAUAUUAACUAGAGGAGGUUUCGCUGGUAUGGAAGAAAUCACGAAAUACUUACCAGGAGGGGUUCACAGUGAAAACCACGUCAAGGCAUCAAAAGACAGCAGCACAACAUCAAAAGACAAAUCAGGUAAAUCAGCCAGACAAGACCGCCCCGUCAGUAAAGUUGUCCUCAUAUAUUUCCUGGGAGGUUGUACUUAUUCAGAAAUAACUGCCCUCAGAUUUCUAGGUAAACUUAAAGGUUACAUAUUCAUCAUAGCUACCACUGCAAUCAUCAACAGCUCCACCAUGUUGGAAUCAGUGAUGGAGAGACCUCCUAUCUAGUUGACCUGUCUGUAUUAUAAGUUGUGUCUAUUUAUGCUAUUUAUAAAAUUAUUAUGAAAUUCUUAAAUCUACUCAUAAGAUAUUAUGAAAGAAAGGAAUCAAAAUCAUAAAAUGCAAGUUCAAAUUCCAGCUGCCAAAAAUAAAGCUUGCAGUUUAUCUUUGGCUGGUUGUCUCCUCAAACAUGUAUCAGAAGGAACUCCAAGUCCCAAGCAGCAGUAGCACUUUCAGUCCAAUUAGAUGCAUGUGGCCUGGAAAAUGAAUAUUUGGUAGAUUGAUUCAACAUGGAAGAUUUACUGCUGAAGUGGGAUUAGAAGAAAAUUAAGUAUACCAGUAAGUGAUGUGGACAAAAUGUUUUGCUAUUGUUAAAUUGUGGUAGAAAAUGACUCUUUCAAACUGUGUCCUCAGCAUUCCAAGAUAUUUAUUAUUUAUUCUAAAACAAAAUGUUCAUCAUAUAUACAUUUAGUAUAUGAGAUUGUGCCAAGAAUUAAUUUUAUGCAGAAAAUCCUGCUUGGAAAAAUUAUGAUGGAAGAAAUAGCAUUUGGAUUAUAGUGUGAACAAAUAAAUCAAUAAUUAAACAUACUUGCUAUAAAUUUUUCCACAAGACAUAAAGUCUGAUGACAAAACAGAAGUGGCAUUUAUAAUUUGUUUGUUGUAUGACCUAUGAGGAACUGGUUUUAAAUAAUUUCAAGAAAAAUACAAAUUUUCAAAUCCUAAAUUGAAUUUUUAAUGUAAAGAGGGGACCACCAUGUUUUUGUUGACUGAAAAAUCAAAUACUUUUACCUUUUUAUCCAAGAAAUACUUUUAAUAAGAUGGAGUGAAGCCCCACUAAUAUGGACAAAUUGUGAAUGUAUGUAGAAAUGGUCAAUUUUCCUCAAUUUGUUUUUGUACAUUAUUUUGUUGAUGAAAACUUUCAUUACAUAUGACUUGUAGUCCAUUGAAAAGAUUUUAUAUGCAGUAUAUAUUGAUGUUAAUUGAUUUAUGGGAAAAAAUUAUUUAAU
Saccostrea echinata is the source of this 2890-nucleotide messenger RNA. Its product is annotated as vacuolar protein sorting-associated protein 33B-like. Gene Ontology annotation, biological process: intracellular protein transport; vesicle-mediated transport. Gene Ontology annotation, cellular component: CORVET complex; lysosome. The transcript has 20 exons. NCBI's taxonomy places the organism in Eukaryota, Metazoa, Mollusca, Bivalvia, Ostreida, Ostreidae. The record is from RefSeq and is a predicted model, not a curated record. Bases 12 to 1892 code for a protein of 626 amino acids.